CUAGAUACCCCUGGGGCAUUAUAUAAACCAAUGAACACCUCCCUGCCUCACCAAGCUCUCCUGUUACUCUAUUGACUGGUGGUGGCUACCUGUGCAGGUGAUACACUGGGCUCUUAUCUGUAGCAGUGUGAGGAGCCAUGCAAUAGGAAAGUUUCCUAGAGAACUGGUCAAAGUUCAAGAGGAGCUUCUCUUCACCAUUAUGGCUGCUCCCUGCAUAGCAUGUUGGUGCCAAUACUAUUAGUUGGGGAGAAAGGUCAAAGAGAUUAGAAAAAGUGGGUGCCCUAUCCACCAGUGAUGCCUCACAGAGACUUACCUCGGUGCAGGUGUGAAAUCCCCCCUGGCAGCCAUGCCCCAUGGUGAACAAGACCCUCCCCAACCCAUCCAGACUCAACCACAGUGGCAAAGUACAUCUGGGACCUCCCACCAGGACCAGUAUUCCAGGCCUUUCCCUGUUGUACCCCCAGGGCUUGAGUCCCUUGUAGAGGUGAAUGAAGUUUUGUUCCGGAAAAAGGUUUUCCAGACUCCUGAUGGACAAACCCUUUAUUCUGUACAAAAGGACUCGGAGUGCUGUGGUAACCCUCUGAUUCUCAAGUUAAUAGACCCCCAUGAACAGGUGGUUCUGCAUUCACAUUUAUUCUCUGAAAGUGGGUGCUGCAAAUCCUACACAGAGCUGCAGGUUGAAGCCCCACAGGGGGACCCCAUUGGUUUUGUGAUGUACCAAGAUUCUAGCCGUGGCCUGAAAUUCUCCAUCAGUGACGAACAGCGGGAGCCUAUAUUCACAUCUCAGGUCAAGUCUCACUCCUUCCUGAAGAAACCCAUUGAGAUCUGCAGUGUACAAGGGACUCAUCCUGUGGGCCAGAUAUCAAAGAUCAAAGGGAAACCUUCAAAGAUUUUCAUUCAGUUCCCCAAGGACAUGGAGGUUAAAAUGAAAGCUGUGAUCCUGGCAACCUACCUGUAUAUGCAAUAUUGUGUGGAUAAGAUUAACAGUGAACAAAAUUCUUCUACAUCUAAUGGUGGAGACUGGGGUGGAGGUGGAGACCUGGGUGAUGCAGGAGGCUGGUGUGAUGGAGGAGAUGGUGGGGCCUGUGGUGGGGGAGGAGAUGGUGGCGCCUGUGGUGGGGGGGAUGGGGGAGGUGAAUAAGAUCAUGGUUGUUGUAACAUUGUAGGCUUAAAACCUGGUGGGAAGGGGAGUGGAUGGCCCUUGUGCUUCCCAACAUUCCUCCUAAAAUUGAGUUGAGUGAUGCUAUCAUCUUCCAGUCCUGGAAACCUCCCUACAUAUGAUGAGUUCUCCACCCCUGCUCAUAAUAACCUACUCUCUAAUCCACUGUAAUAUUUGCUGUUAAUCUGGAAGAUCACAUUGAUGGACUGAUCCAAUAAAUUUCUUUAUUUCUGU
Molecule: messenger RNA, 1393 nt
Organism: Xenopus laevis (African clawed frog)
Lineage: Eukaryota; Metazoa; Chordata; Amphibia; Anura; Pipidae
Product: phospholipid scramblase 1
Exons: 8
Coding region: 347-1141 (264 amino acids)
Source: RefSeq, a predicted model, not a curated record